AUGUCACUCUCCACCACCCGCAAGUCGCUUUAUGUGGACUUUGGCACACCACCGCCGGGCUACGUGCCUGGGUUGGGGCGGGGUGCCGUCGGCUUUACCACCAAGAUGGACAUUGCCACGGCGAGGUUCUCUGGGCCUCAGUUACCAGGGGCAAGCACAAACUCAUCGAGCAGCAAGGCGAGCAAGAGCAAGUCAUCGACAGUAUCUGGAGUGCCUGGACAGUUUGACGAUGCUGUGUUUGAGGCGGAAGAUGCAGAGGCGGAUGCUAUCUGGGCUGCGGUCGACGCAAAGGUCAAUCGGCACACCGAAGAAGCGCAGAAGCGGAAGGAUGCUGCGGCAGAGGCAGAGGAGUCACAGAGAGGCAUCAAGCUCCAUGCUCAGUUUGCUGAUCUUCGUCGCGAGCUGACAAAUGUGACCGUGGAUGAGUGGGAGUCAAUCCCUGAAGUCGGCCAGGUGGCGUACGUGCCCAAGCAGACCGCAGGCGCUGCUGCCGCCAUGCCUGUCCCGGACUCGGUCCUCCGCAUGCAGGUUGAGAACGACAUGUUUUCGCGCUCGUCGCGGGUCGGAGCCUCGGGCUUGACUCCGGCAGAGUUGGCGGCCCAGGAUGCCACCACCACCGACUUGCGCAAGCUCGGCGAGGCCCGCGCGUCGGCGGUCUCGGCCCGGCUCGACGUCGCUGCCGCCGGUCUCGGUGCGUCCGCCCCCAGCGGUAGCGGCAACGGCUCGGUCAACGCCGAGGCCUACCUACAGCAGCUGGAGAGCCAGACGCUCGAGGCUGCGGCCCGGGUGGCCGACGACCGCAAGCUCCGCGAGUUGCUCACCUCUCUCCGCGCCACCUACUCGGAGCACGCGCCGAGCUGGAUUGCCGCCGCCCGGCUGGAGGAAGCAGCCGGCAAGAUGCGCUCGGCUCGCAAGAUUGCGCUUGAGGGCUGCGGCGAGGCACCCGACUCGGCCGACAUGUGGCUCGAGGCGGCACGGCUGUGCCAGCCCGACGAGGCCAAGCGGGUGCUCGCCCGCGCCGCAUCGCGCCUUCCACGCGCCGUCGAGGUGUGGAUGGCCGCCGCCCGGCUCGAGAUGACCGACGCCGCAAAGCGGACCGUCUACCGCAAGGCGCUGGAGGCGAACCCAACGUCGGCGGUCCUGUGGAAGGCAGCAGUCCAGCUGGAGCCGCCGCACAAGGCUCGGGUCCUCCUCACCGAAGCCGUCAAGUGCGUGCCGGCCGACGUCGACCUCUGGCUGGCACUGGCGCGGCUGCAGUCGUACGGCGACGCCCGCGAAACGCUCAACGCUGCGCGUGCCGCUGUCGAUCCGGACUCCCUCGUCCGAGUCUGGGUCGCAGUUUGUCGCCUCGAGGAGGCACGCGCAGUGCCCGAGCCGCGAGAGCCAGCCGACGCUGCCCGCGAUCUGCCGCAUCCCAACGUGGCGCACGUGGCACAGGCUGCUGUGACCGAGCUCGCCAGCUCCGGCAUCGGUCUUGCGCUUGCAAGCCUCUUUGCAACGCCGCUCGACACCGCAGCCGCCACUGAGGCGGCCGAGCGGUAUGCGGGCGAAGGUCUCCACCGGGUUGCAAGUGCAGUGCUGGCGCGGGCGCGAGGAGACGCGCCAGACGAUCCAGCGCUGUGGGCGCGGGCAGCGGCCCUCGCGCCGUCAGAGACAGUCCGACUCGCGGUGCUGCGGGCGUCAGUGUCUGCCCUGCCGACAGCCCCGCUUCUGUGGCUUAUGGCGGCCAAGGCGGUGUGGCAGGCUGGUGAACUCGGCGAGGCGCGGCAGUUGCUGGCUGCGGCGUCUGCCGCAGUCCCGCGGUGCGAGCCGAUUCUGCUCGCUGGUGCCAAGCUCGAAACGCUCGCUGGCGCUGCUGACGCCGCGGGUGCGCUGCUGGCGCGGGCACGGGCCGAGACGCCAUCGGCCCGGGUCUGGGUCAAGUCAGCAGUCCACGCCCGGAUGAUUGGCGACGCCGCCGGGCUGGCCGAGCUUCUGGCGUCGGGCCGCAGCUCGUGGCCAGACGAAGCCAAGCUGUGGAUGAUGGCCGGCCAGAGUGCAGCGACGCCUGCAGAAGCUGCCGCUAUCUACCGCGAUGGUCUGCGGGCAGUUCCGACCUCGGCGCCGCUGUGGCUCCUCCUCGCACAGACGCAGGUUGACGAGGGGAAGCUCGUGGCGGCACGAGCGACGCUCGAGCGCGGGCGCGAGGCGCUGCCUAGCUCUGACGAGGUGCUCGAGGGCGCCGCCAAGAUCGAGAUGAUGGCUGGCAACCGCGAGGCCGCGGGGCAGAUUGUGGCCGAGGGCCUGGCGGCGCUGCCGCGGUCGGGUCGCCUCUGGGUCCUUGCCAUCGAGCUGGAGCCGCCGGCCAAGAAGCGCUCGCGGGCGAUGGACGCGGUGAAGGCUGCAAAGAGUGAGGCGCGGAUCCUGACGUAUGUGGCGCGGCUUUUCAUGUUUAUGCGGCUCGGCGAAAAGGCCAAAGCGUGGCUCCAGCAGGCGCGCAAGGUCGACUCGAGCUACGGCGACGCGUGGGCCUGGGCAUGGGCCAUCGGAAGUGAUGACGAGCGGGGAGUGCUCGAGGCCGACGUUCGCGCCUCUGAGCCGCGGUACGGCGAGGCGUGGAUCGCGGUGGCCAAAGCCGACAGCGCGCGGGCACUGGGGCUCGCCGAUGUGCUGCAGCGGGUUGGUCACAGGUGCGCCGGCGUGCAUGCUGCCGCGGUCGCCGCUGGCGUGUUCUCGGAUCCUGGCGCGCUGUCGAGGCUAGUGGUGCUGCCCGAGUGAGACCGGAGGCCGCAUCACCCGCUCCGCUCCCACUCGAUGAGAUAGUACUCGAUGGGCUCGUCGCCGUCAAAGCCGUCGGCCUGCUUGGGCUCGGAAAGGUAAAGGCAUCCGGUGCCGA
Molecule: messenger RNA, 2875 nt
Organism: Thecamonas trahens ATCC 50062
Lineage: Eukaryota; Apusomonadida; Apusomonadidae
Product: RNA splicing factor
Exons: 2
Coding region: 1-2757 (918 amino acids)
Biological process (GO): spliceosomal tri-snRNP complex assembly; mRNA splicing, via spliceosome
Cellular component (GO): catalytic step 2 spliceosome; U4/U6 x U5 tri-snRNP complex
Molecular function (GO): protein binding
Source: RefSeq, a predicted model, not a curated record